AUGCAUCCCCGCUGUCAAUUGCUGUCCGGGCAUCUGGCUACCGUCCUCCGCAGCCCCCAAGCCGCGCAGCGAUCCUUCACCACCUCUGCCUCCUUAUACAACAAGAAUCCCCUGCAACGGCGCAAGGGCGGCGAUCUCGGCUCCCAUCUGCCCAAACACGUCAUUUCGCAAGACCCUCAUAUUCCCGACUACCCCUACGGCGACCAUGCGCUCUUCAAGCAGGCCAACAGGGGCCUCUACGGCGAGCAGAUGAUUCAGUUCGGCAACAAUGUCUCGCGCAAGACCGAGACCAAGACAAGAAGGAAGUGGACGCCCAACGUCUUGUCCAAGAGCUUGUACUCGGUCGCCCUGAAGAAGAGAAUCAAGCUGCGUGUCACGUCAAAUGUUAUGAAAACCAUCGACCGAGAGGGCGGUCUCGAUGAGUACCUGCUCAAAGACAGUGUGCAGCGCAUCAAAGAGCUGGGUCCUACAGGCUGGGCCUUACGAUGGACCUUGAUGCAGAGGCCUGCAGUCAUCGAUCGAUUACGUGCCGAAGCUGCCGCCUUGGGGCUCGACCAGGCUACCAUCGACAAGCAGUGGCCUACGCCUGAGAUGCUCUCUCAAAAAAAGCAUGCAGACCGAGUCUUGGCUCGCGAGCAGGCUCUUGCUGAGGCAGGAGAAAUGCACGACGUCGAACAGGGCAUGUGGGAGGGCGAAGAGGGUGCAGAGGACAAGGUCAACGGCACAGAAGCAACAGUCUCAGAGGCACUCGAACUUCAAGAGAUAAUCGCUCGCAGAAAGGCCUACGGCGAAUACGUCUCGGCCGUCAAAGCUGCAGAACGUUACUUGCAAAGAGGGCUAGUUGAUAGUGAAGAGGAGGGAUUGAAGCUUGCCUUUGUUCGCUCCAGAGAGCGUUUUGAAGCACGACAAAAACUUGCCGCCAAGUUCACAGAGAAGACUAAGGAACUUUUCAGCGGCGAAAACCUCGCCGAGCUCAAGACUCGCUUCAAACUUCCCAAGACCAUGCACAUUGACCAGCUCCGCAAAAUUGCAUACAAUCAACACAAACGCGCACAGAUUCAGGCAGCUGGAGGCUACGAAGCAUGGCAGGAAGCCAAAAGGGCUGCGAGCGCAGAGAAGGCUGCUCACAAACAGGCUAUCAUUGACUCGCUUGGCGGUCCUGAGGUGCUGUUAUCAAGUAGAAAGGCUAGCUACGCAAAAGCUGUUGCGGAAGCCGAGACUGCGUCGACAAAUGAGGCGCUCGAUGAAAAGACACGGCAGUAUUACGAGCACGCAAUUACCAAGGCCGACAGGGCUAUCAAGGCCAAGGCUUCGGGCGGCGUCCAGGAGUACAUUGAGUUGACAUUGGAGGAGAUCAAGCAAGCGAGCAGUCCAGGUCUGAGCGAGCUAUUUCGAAGCUCGGGUACGGAAGAGAGCGCUGGCGGUGAUGCUUGGGCGGCGUUGGUCAAAUCAAGCAACAAGCCAGCGGAGAGCAGGUUGAACGCCUGA
Molecule: messenger RNA, 1488 nt
Organism: Ascochyta rabiei
Lineage: Eukaryota; Fungi; Ascomycota; Dothideomycetes; Pleosporales; Didymellaceae
Exons: 1
Coding region: 1-1488 (495 amino acids)
Cellular component (GO): mitochondrial large ribosomal subunit
Molecular function (GO): structural constituent of ribosome
Source: RefSeq, a predicted model, not a curated record